UGUUGUUUACCCAGGUACAGCCUCGCUUCUUCCCUCUCUCUCGUAGCUAUAGCAAUUGAGUAGCGGCAAGUAUGGAAUCGAUGUCCAGGUUGGAACGUUACUACGUGGGGCCGAGCCAUGCAGGCCUUGCCUCCUGCCCUUGCCUGACUGACUUUGCUUUCAUUCUCUUAAGUUUAAUUUGUCUUAAGUUUAAUUUGUCUUCACCUGGCUGACUACUUCACCUCUCAGACUCUCCAUACUCUAGUUCAGGAUCGUCGAGUUUUUGAUUUGCAUUCGCGGGGGGGGGGUGGCGAUGCUUCUGCGCGUAUUCCCGAUUGAGUAAUCUGCAGGCCGCGUUUCAGCACUGGGAUAUUCGGACGAUACCAGUCCAGACGUUUACUUUUAGUCGGAAUGAGACAUCAAAGCAUGACACAAUUACACUCGUCCAUCAACACGCUCACCCACACGCUCCCACUGUUAGCGAGCAUCUAUGAAGGCUGGCACGGCACACGAGGCUGAAUCGACAUGGGGGAGGUGUAGGACCAGUUCAGAUAUUCAAGUUCAUUUAUUUGGUAUAGCCCUGUGAGCCAUAACGGCUCUUGAAUCGGAUGUAACCGCAACAAACAAAAAACAUGAACAAGAAAACAUCUUAAAGUGAAUAUGUGACUAAGUGCAAACAGAAAAUCCAAGAAAAGACAGCAAAAUAAUGCAGAAAAAAAACCGUAAACCAACGCUGUGUGCAAAAAUCCCAGUAGGAUGCAAGUCAAACAACAACCACAAGACAACUUAAAUUAAGGCCAUCGGUCUUACUCCGUACUACAACAAACAAACAUGGCCAAACCAAAAAACUUUUAGAAAUCACCAAAAUAAAGCCAUGAAAGCAAUGAAACGGAAUUUUCACAGUAAACGUCACUGGUGUUGGCUGUGAGCAGAAUUCUCACCCGGAUCGUCGGGUUCGUAGCACAGCGCGCUAACCACUAAAUUGUCACUCAUUCAUCCACCUGAACCACUCUCCCACGCACACACUCGCUCACCCACACAAAGAUCUCCCUAUAGCCUUAACAGACUGUAGGGGCAAGUGCUGUUUGCGAGCACCUAUGAAGGGCGGAACGGUACAGGAGGGGUUGGGUGGCCAGCACCACGCCCGACCGCCUUUGUCUCCCCAGUGGCGAUGUUUAUACACCGCAUAAGGUACUCAUUUGAGGCAGAGUCGACAUAGGGGAGGCCCGGGACCGGUUCAGAUAAUCGUUACUGGUGUUGGCCGUGAGAGAGAAUCGAACCCGGGGUUGCCGAGUUUAUUGCGCAGCGCGCUAACCCCUGCACUACUGCCCACACACUCGCCCAUCCACACACACCCACUCUCGCCCACCUACUCAGUCACACGCCCCCCUCCCAGUCACUCACCCUCCCAUUCACUCUCCCUCCCACUCACCCUCCCACUCACUCACGCACACACUCAACUACCCACACACUCAUCUACCCACACACUCAGUCUACCACUUACCGUCCCACUCGCCCACACUCACUUGCCCACACACACUCGUUCACCCACUCGCCCACUCUGCCACUCAUCCACUCACAAUCAGAAGUUUAUUACCGAGUAAAGUCCAUUGAGCUAAGAAGCUCUUUUUCAAGGGCGACUCGGCCGGCAGACAUUAAAGCAUUCCUUAAAUACAUAUUUACAAAAACAAACUUAUAUAUAGCAAUUAUGUUAUCCAUAAGAGGUGUUUAGGUGAGAUUGCGGACAUAUGAAUGUAUCGUUAAACCCGCCACCAUCCAACACAUGUUUUACAUAAACAAAACAUAACGUUCCAACCUGGACAGAUUCCGUGCUUGCCGCUACUCAAUUGAUAUCGCUACGAGAUGGAAGAAGCGAGGCUGUACCUGGGUAAACAACAACCAACAUCACAAUGUGAACUUCUAACCUCCUAGCGUACUCAGAAUAUUAAUGAUGGGGGGUGCGGCAUGUUGAGUGACGUCACGCGCGUUACACAGACAUUAUUUGCUCAUAUUAGUAAUGAGGGCUUCACUGGGGUAUCGGUAAUAGCGCUAAUAAUACCGAUGCUAAACAGUUUAAUGAUUUAUAAUAGCAUCAGUAUUAUGUACUAUACUUAUGAGUGCAUUCUACUUUACUCAUCCUACAAGGUAGCGGAGGGAGACGAGCUUGAAGGAGCUGCUGCUCUUCCAGUCCAGGUCAUUCUCAGAGAAAGGCUUUAGGACCUCCAUGAUCUUAGUGAAGACCUAAAUCUAAAUUUGUGUGGCGAGGUUUUUUUAGGCGGAGCCUGAGACUGUCCUAGUCGUGUGAGUUCUCAACUGGCUAAACAAGUCAGUGUUUUUAAAAUAUAAUCGUGACCAUGAAUCGUGAUAAUUGAAUCGCGGGCAGUGGGGUCUGGAUGGCUUAGAUUGUGUGUUGCUCUCAUUGGCUGAGCGAAUGAUGGAGCCAGAAUCAAUCACAUGGAGAAGACAGGCUUGGCAACGGCUGGAAGUAAAAGGCACCAAUGCAUCCAGUGUCCAUACAGCACAGAUCAGAUGGAUAACUUGAAGGAACAUCAGAGAAAACACACUGGCGAGAAGCCCUUCAAGUGCUCUGUGUGUGGAAAGGCAUUCAUACGAAUUAAUCGCAUGGAGAAGAGACCCUCAACACAGCCUGGUGAUACAACGCAUCGAUGUGACCAGUGUGUAUACAGCACGGAUCGCAGUAGACGUUUGAAGCAGCAACAGAGCAAACGCAGGGCCGAGAAGCCCUUCAAGUGCACUGUGUGUGGGAAGGCAUUUUCUCGUUCAGAAACUCUUCAUAUUCAUCAGAGAACACACACCGGUGAAAAGCCCUUCAAGUGCACUGUGUGUGGGAAGGCAUUUUCUCGUUCAGAAACUCUUCAUAUUCAUCAGAGAACACACACCGGUGAAAAGCCCUUCAAGUGCACUGUGUGUGGGAAGGCAUUUGCUCAACCAAUAACUCUUCAUAUUCAUCAGAGAACACACACCGGUGAGAAGCCCUUCAAAUGCACUGUGUGUGGGAAGUCAUUUGCUCAUUUAAAAACUUUUCAAAUUCAUCAGAGAACACACACAGGCGAGAAGCCCUUCAAGUGCAGUGUAUGUGAUAAGGCAUUUGCACAGUCAGAAUAUCUGAAGACACAUAAUAGAAUACACACGGGUGAGAAGCCCUUCCAGUGCACUGUGUGUGGGAAGGCAUUUGCUCGUUCAAAAACUCUUCGUAAUCAUGAAGGAACACACAUGGUUGAGAAGCCCUUCAAGUGCACUGCGUGUGGGAAGGCAUUUGCUCUUUCAAAAUAUCUUCAGAAACAUAAGAAAACACAUUCAGGUGAGAAUCCUUUCAAGUGCACUGUCUGUGGGAAGGAGUUUACAUUAUCAGGAAAGCUAAAGAGGCAUGAGAAGAUCCACAAGAAGGAGAAAUUGAAAUCGACUUGUGAAAGUCAAAAUGCUGCAAUGAGCCCAUCUCUCAUGAAACGAGAAUCAGAAGAAAAUUCCAACUUGGCAACACGGCCAGGAGUGACAGUGAAAUGUGAAGAAGUGACGGUGAAAUGUGAAGAUCAAGAUUCGACUCCAGGACCCAAUCUGCAAGUGGAUGGAGGCAGCGUGAAGCAGGAGGAGAAUUCCGAUUCUGAGGGAGAGCGAGGCAAUCCCCAGCAGUUUGUGGAUGUGGAGGUGUGGGUGGAGUUUUUGGACAAAGCUGAGUAGGAGGGGCCAGCACGUGUGAAAUGACACCUUGGAAGAUGUGUAACCUGGAGUUUGAGACGAUUUUCCAUAGCAUUCGCCUUAUUCACAGGCUUCUGUCAUUUCAAGAAUAUGUAAUGCGAGCAAGGACAGGGUCACGUGAGUGUUGGCGGAGUCAGGGUCACGUGAGGGGGAGGAUAUAAGGGGAGAACCGGAAGGGGAUCGGGAGUGGAGACAGGAUAGAGAAGGGAGAGGCCACGCGGAGUCCUGGCGAGGAGUGGCGCGAUUGCCACGAGGCAGGAGUCACGGCACCGUCGGCCAGCGGUGUUCGUGGAGCAGCGGGGGUGUCUGCAGAGUGUGCGGGAGCACACGGAGCAGCAGGGUGGCUGCUGGGUGUGCGGAGUCACACCGAGCAGCAAGGGGGCUGCGGAGUGUGCGGAGCACACGAGCAGCGGUGUGGCUGCAGAGAAAGAGCGGGAGCGUAGGACUCAGACGACGUGCGGAGGCACGAGGCGGAGAAGGUGCGGGUCGGAGCGGAGACAUCGCGGGGUGCGAGCAAGAACCCAAUAAAGGACACGGAGAAUAACAUCGUCUGAGAGUCCUUUAUUACAAAUACAUAGGGGUUUAGCUGUCAUCCAAGCAGCGAUGGGCUUUCUGUACAGAUGAAGUUAUUGAGUGUCGAAGUGAAAUAGUCGAUAUGCAAAACAUUAUGCUGCCUUAUAAAACACGAAUUAGGAAUGUAUUUUGAUGGUUACAUAUUAAAUUAAUAAGUAUGAAUUGUAACUGUUAAAGUGGCUGUCAGGUGUUGCCGUGCUUUUCUGCAUGUUCCCAAUCUGUUUUUAUUGCCUUUUAAAUUCCCUUUAAUAAAAUAAAAGGGGGAACCAUUUUUGUAAUAUUGCUGUGGUUUUCACACCUGAUGAUGAUUGCUUGUGUUGCAAUCGAAACGUCGUGAUCAUUUUAUUGUUUUAUUUUUAUUAUUUCCCUUCUGCGUGACUUCACCGAAAGAACCAAGAAUAUGAAUCCCUGCAGUCACGAAAGCUUUAAAUCGCCAUUUUUGUCAUGUUUACUUUUUGCUUCAUACACUAAAUAUAUGUUGAUAUCAAAAUAAUUUAAUGUCAGGCCUACUUUCUGCACUUGUUUUGCUUUUAAUCCCUUUGGGUUUCAUUUAAUUGGUCUUAGCCUGAUGUUACUUUUUUCAUUUUAUAUAAUGGUAACAGCAGGGGUCUGCAAGUCUACUGUACAUCCCACCUGAUGGCUAUGUACGCACCUUGCAUAGUGUAGUUAUUGUGGUUAACAGUGCAGUGUAGUGUCAAGUGUGCAGUGAAUAGAACGUAGUAAAUGUUGUGAUGUGUGGUGAAAUGUGUGUAUGUAUGGUGAUAUUUAGUAUGUGUACAGUGCAUAGUGUAAAAAGACGGCUUUGGCUUUUCACGUGACGAAUCGCACGCAAUGUAUCAUUGCACUCAGUCGCGAGUUGCAGUCCAAAGGUGCCGAAUGAGAGUAAAGUUCUGCAUCUUGACGCUGCAUGCCACUUGCAGUGAGGCGUAUUGUGUGCCAUGCAGUUGCUGUAGCUGGUGUGAGCUUACCUGUGAUGAAUCGCACGUGUAAUUGUACACUCUGCAAUGUUGCUGUAAUUGCUACGUAGAGCCAGGUGCUGGUGUUUUUUAUACGUGUAGGUAAUGUUCAGAGCAUGCCACGCACAACAGUGUGUAGUGUUGUAAAUAUGACGAAUACACUUCUUUGAGGCACACGUUGCAUACGUUGUUGUCUUACUACAGGGUUCCUAGCAGGAAGGGUAUAUCGGUCCCUUCACCCGAUACCUAGGCGCUAUGGCCUCCGAACUAUACGGAACCUACAGUGAGGAAAAAAUGAUUUGAUCCCCUGCUGAUUUUGUACAUUUGCCCACUGACAAAGAAAUGAUCAGUCUAUAAUUUUAAUGGUAGGUUUAUUUGAACUGUGAGAGACAGAAUAACGACAAAAAUAUCCAGAAAAACGCAUGUAAAUUUUUUUAUAAAUUGAUUGGCAUUUUAAUGAGGGAAAUAAGUAUUUGACCCCUCUGCAAAACAGUACUUGGUGGCAAAGCCCUUGUUGGCCAUCACAGAGGUCAGACGUUUCUUGUAGUUGGCCACCAGGUUUGCACACAUCUCAGGAGGGAUUUUGUCCCACUCCUCUUUGCAGAUCUUCUCCAAGUCAUUAAGGUUUCGAGGCUGACGUUUGGCAACUCGAACUUUUAGCUCCCUCUACAGAUUUUCUAUGGGAUUAAGGUCUGGAGACUGGCUAGGCCACUGCAGGACCUUAAUGUGCUUCUUCUUGAGCCACUCCUUUGUUGCCUUGGCUGUGUUUUGGGUCAUUGUCAUGCUGGAAUACCCAUCCACGACCCAUUUUCAAUGCCCUGGCUGAGGGGGAAGGAGGUUCUCACCCAAUAUUUGACGGUACAUGGCCCCGUCCAUCGUCCCUUUGAUGCGGUGAAGUUGUCCUGUCCCCUUAGCAGAAAAACACCCCCAAAGCAUAAUGUUUCCACCUCCAUGUUUGACGGUGGGGAUGGUGUUUUUGGGGUCAUAGGCAGCAUUCCUCCUCCAAACACGGCGAGUUGAGUUGAUGCCAAAGAGCUCCAUUUUGGUCUCAUCUGACCACAACACUUUCACCCAGUUGUCCUCUGAAUCAUUCAGAUGUUCAUUGGCAAACUUCAGACGGGCAUGUAUAUGUGCUUUCUUGAGCAGGGGGACCUUGCGGGCGCUGCAGGAUUUCAGUCCUUCAUGGCGUAGUGUGUUACCAACUAUUUUUUUGGUGACUAUGGUCCCAGCUGCCUUGAGAUCAUUGACAAGAUCAUCCCGUGUAGUUCUGGGCUGAUUCCUCACCGUUCUCAUGAUCAUUGCAACUCCACGAGGUGAGAUCUUGCAUGGAGCCCCAGGCUGAGGGAGAUUGACAGUUCUUUUGUGUUUCUUCCAUUUGCGAAUAAUGGCACCAACUAUUGUCACCUCACCAAGCUGCUUGUCGAUUGUCUUGUAGCCCAUUCCAGCCUUGUGCAGGUAUAAAAUCUUGUCCCUGACAUCCUUGGAGAGCUCUUUGGUCUUGGCCAUGGUGGAGAGUUUGGAAUCUGAUUGAUUGAUUGCUUCUUUGAACAGGUGUCUUUUAUACAAGUAACAAGCUGAGAUUAGGAGCACUCCCUUUAAGAGUGUGCUCCUAAUCUCAGCUCGUUACCUGUAUAAAAGACACCUGGGAGCCAGAAUCUUUCUGAUUGAGAGGCGGUCAAAUACUUAUUUCCCUCAUUAAAAGGCAAAUCAAUUUAUAACAUUUUUGAUAUGCGUUUUUCUGGAUUUUUUUGUUGUUAUUCUGUCUCUCACUGUUCAAAUAAACCUACCAUUAAAUGUAUAGACUGAUCAUUUCUUUGUCAGAUGGGCGAACGUACAAAAUCAGCAGGGAAUCAACUACUUUUUUCCCUCACUAACUCUGGUCACCCGUUCCCUAUCGUCCUCCAGCUGGGACCUAGGGGAGGCUUAACUGACCCCGACCUCUUGGUCCGUGGGUCCUGACCACUGGCCUCACUGAGCUCCUGCCCUUAGAAGGACUGUAGAGCUUGGGGUCCAGGGUCCUAUUCUCCAGCCCAGUCUUAUGUCUUUGGUGUGUAGAUAACUGAGCUCUGGCUUAUAUACCCGUUCGUUGCUGGCUCCGCCCUGGCCACACCUUCCUUCAGGAACACUCUAAGGUGACAUCAUUCCCCCGGUUCCCCCCCCCCCCACCCGGGGGCCCGGGGAAUGUGUCCCAGGAUUCGUUUACUGGGAUCCACCGUUGGCCUCUCUGGCCCAUGGCAUGUGCCGUAAGCGAUGUAACGCCUUUGCACUCUGUUGACGGUAAGUGGAACUACAGGCUGUUGAAUGGUGAGUGACAAUCACCCCUACAAGUGUGUAGACUAUUCAAAGUACAGGGAACACCCUCAUUUCAAAUUUGAGGUGCACUGGUGAGAUAUUACAUUAUUCAAAUAGAAAAUCAAAUAUAACUUAAAUUAAUAUUAUUUCAAUGUUAAUCGAAAGCCAUGGACUAGGUAAUGCUUGACUGUUGAAUGAGUUAUUGGAGGUGAAUAUAUUCACAAUUAAGACGUUGAUAUUAUUAAAGUAUUUUUGUUAUAUUUCAACAUAAAAAUUGGUUAUAAUUUGGUCUAGCAAAUAAACACUGGUGCUAAAUCCCAUUCAAGAGGUACUGUGUGAAGUGUAGGGUGAUAUGUUUUUCUGGUAAUGAUUACAGGUAUGAUACAUUCGCUUAUUUCCAGUUAAAUUGUUUGCCGUUUUUUCGCGGGAAGUUUAAUACUAGAUUUUUGCCGACCUAAGGCCGCCUUACUCUAGCAACUACGAAGGGCUUCUCGGUGCUUGGCAUCUCGCCCAUUGCUCUAACUGAUGUCCUCUUCUUCUGCCCCGCCCUCCCCCCCCCAAUCUGUGCAGAUACUGCCGAGUUUAACAUGUAGCCUUUCGCAACCAAUAUCCAUAAUACAGGUUUUUUUUGGGUUAAACCAGCCACCAUCCCAUGCAGCCAAUUAGUAAGGUUUGUCACGUAAACAGAACAUGCCAAUUUGUUACUCGUACAGCAAAGUGUUGGAGAGCCAAGCCAGAUCAUUUACUAUCUGAGUACGAUGUUUUGCCAGUAAUUACAACUAGCUUCAUCAGGCAACAGCCACAUUUGUGCAUGUAAAAUGCACAAUUGUCAGCAUACGGAGUUAGCCUGACAUUGAGUUAAUGGGGCGAGCAGAAUAGGUGUUUUGGCAGUGGUUCUAGUCUCAAUUAAAAAGGCUUUAGUGGUUGUCAGUUAAAUAUACCAAAUUUACAUGUUACUAUAAUUUAACGUGUUAUUGCUUUAUUAUUCAGAAUAUAAGUACGUAUCCAUUCGUUAAUGCAAUAUUAUCUUGGAAUGUAGCACAUUUAGGAGGCACUACAGAUAUUUUAGGCAUAUGUUUGUGGAAUAUUUACAUUUGUAUUGUUAAAUAAGAUGUUAAAUGUUCUUAGAUUUGAAAAGCGGCAGUUAUAUUUUAUAUUUGCGGUAGAUUCCGUGCUGAGGAGCUGCUCUGAGGUGUUGUGUGACGUGGAAGGUGAUAGGGAUAUGUUUAGUCAUGAUUGCAGAUAUGCAAAUGCUCCUU
Messenger RNA from Lethenteron reissneri (Far Eastern brook lamprey), 8776 nucleotides. RefSeq names its product oocyte zinc finger protein XlCOF6.1-like. Gene Ontology annotation, molecular function: DNA-binding transcription factor activity, RNA polymerase II-specific. Gene Ontology annotation, cellular component: nucleus. Lineage: Eukaryota; Metazoa; Chordata; Hyperoartia; Petromyzontiformes; Petromyzontidae. The record is from RefSeq and is a predicted model, not a curated record. Gene Ontology annotation, biological process: regulation of transcription by RNA polymerase II.